ACGGGCGGCAGCCAGUGAAAAAAAAGACGCUUUACGCGCGCCCGCGGUCACAGUUGUGGUAGAACAGUGGUAGCGAGUGCAGGGACCAUGGCUGGUGGCAAGGCAGGCAAGGACUCCGGCAAGGCGAAAGCCAAGGCAGUGUCACGCUCGGCUCGGGCUGGUCUGCAGUUCCCCGUGGGCCGUAUCCACAGGCACCUGAAGAACAGAACCACCAGUCAUGGCAGGGUCGGGGCCACGGCGGCGGUGUACAGCGCCGCCAUUCUGGAAUAUCUCACUGCUGAGGUUUUGGAAUUGGCCGGGAAUGCUUCCAAAGAUCUGAAGGUGAAGCGUAUCACCCCGCGCCAUCUACAGCUGGCCAUCCGUGGUGACGAGGAAUUGGACUCCCUCAUCAAGGCCACCAUUGCCGGCGGCGGUGUCAUCCCCCACAUCCACAAGUCCCUUAUUGGCAAGAAGGGUUCACAGAAACCUGUAUAAGCCGCCUUUGGCCUCCUAGGUUUUAGUGGGCUGGGAGACUGGCCGUCUAGCAUUAAGUUGUGUGACUGGGUCAGCUUGUUUGGCCAGAGUGAGGAUGCUUUGUUUGUACGUCGGUGAUAGAUGCGAGGCAGAGGUGGGCGCCCUGCCACCCCCAGGGAGUGCCGCCUUGCCCCUUGUUACCUCCCCAUCUUACUUCUGUUCUACCUCCGAAGUUUUGUCUGACCUGCCUCCCUCCACCCUGAGGCAGGCGCAGUAGUAGGCACCUCUGAGGGGUCUUGUGUUGCUCAGUGAGGUAAAUUCGAUCAGCCCUGCGGCCAACGCAUUGUUUUCAUUGAAAGUAAUCUUAGUCUAUGUUCUUAAGUUUGUCUAAUAUGGUUUUAUUAGUAUUUUAUUUUGUUGAAAAUUUCAAUCAGAAGGUAUAAGGAGUGGCAUUCCUCCUUCUUCACUUUAAAAGUGUCAUGUAUUACUUGAAGUACAAUUUUCAGUGUUUUGAUAAUGUGUAGAGUAAGUCCCACUAUACAUAUUGUAAUUAGUGCAUUCUCUACAAUAUAAUGUAUAUUCAUUUUUUA
Eriocheir sinensis (Chinese mitten crab) is the source of this 1043-nucleotide messenger RNA. It is a transcript of the gene His2Av, whose product is annotated as histone H2A.V. The record is from RefSeq and is a predicted model, not a curated record. The transcript has 4 exons. The coding region runs from base 88 to 474 and encodes 128 amino acids. Gene Ontology annotation, molecular function: protein heterodimerization activity; DNA binding; structural constituent of chromatin. Gene Ontology annotation, cellular component: nucleosome. Lineage: Eukaryota; Metazoa; Arthropoda; Malacostraca; Decapoda; Varunidae.